Molecule: messenger RNA, 2457 nt
Organism: Lachnellula hyalina
Lineage: Eukaryota; Fungi; Ascomycota; Leotiomycetes; Helotiales; Lachnaceae
Exons: 8
Coding region: 1-2457 (818 amino acids)
Source: RefSeq, a predicted model, not a curated record
AUGAACGCUUCAGAGGAAUAUUUCCAGCCUGUCUCGAAGAAUACUAAACCCAAAGUCAGAAACCCUUCAACUGUUUCGAAAAAAGGAAAUGUCGAGAAUCCUACUGCUCCAGUCGAAAUGACUUUCACCCCUUCCAAAUCAGGUGGUUCAAGCCCCGGAAGCAGCUCUUUUGCAUCUCGACCCUCCGCGAAAUUUUCCUACGGCGACUUUCGAAAUACACCAAGACACAGCAUUCUUGAUAUGAAAGCGGAUGUUAUGUGUGCUAUGACAGUCAACACACGGAUCAUCAGAAUCUUCCUUUCAAAAAACACCGAGAAUUACGUACCACUUGGUGAUAGACUUCGUCUUCAGGUACUACCUUCAGCGGAACAUCUUCACCGAUGUCAGAAACAUCAUUUUGGGGCCUUUAUCGCCGACCAAAAGAUACUUGUUGUCUGGGAUGACGAACCUCAGAAUAUCUUCAACCGAGCGGAGAAGAUUGAAAACUCGCUCAUACAUAUGAUUUGGGAAGGUUCGAAUCACGUAUAUGACGAAAAGAAAACAAGUAUUCAGGUCUCAACAACGGAGCUAUCAAACGUAAAGAUAAUCCCAAGUCAGCUAGAGGAAGCUCUGACAGCAGUAGACCGUCCUACUGUGCUCAUUACUCCCAUAACGGUUGGCCUUACUUUAGCUUUACUGAUGACUGCUCUGGGUUUAGGGUGGAGGAAGUUGGCACAACAAAUUGCGAUUGAUGGAAAUUACACCCAUUUGGCACUACUCGUUGUCACUCCAUUCUACUCUGGCAAGGGCCCUCUUCGGCUCGAUCGCAACUUGACACUCCUUCCUCACGUCACAAUCCAGAUGCCUGUCUACAAGGAGCGUUUGACCGCAGUCAUCAAGCCAACUAUAAUGUCUCUCAAAGCGGCAAUUUCAACUUACGAGCUGCAGGGAGGGACAGCUAACAUCUUUGUCAACGACGACGGAUUACAGCUUCUUUCUCAAGAUGAGGCCCAGCAACGCCGGGAUUUCUAUGAGGAACAUAAUAUUGGAUGGGUAGCGAGACCUAAACACAACCCCAAGCCAGAAGGCGACGAUAAUGCUUUCGUAAGGAGAGGAAAGUUCAAGAAGGCAUCAAACAUGAAUUAUGCUUUGAUGAUUAGCAACAAGGUUGAGGAUAAGCUCCUGCUCUUGGAGCGCUUUCAAGGUUGGACUCAAGAUCAUGAAUACGCUGCGUACGAAAGGUGUCUAGCAGAGGCUCUACACGAAGAAGACGGCCGCGCUUGGGCUGAUGGCAACAUCCGCGUUGGAGACUACAUCUUGUUGAUAAAUUCCGACACUCGAGUCCCAGCCGAUUGCUUACUGGACGCCGGAAGUGAGAUGGAGAAAUCUCCCGAAAUCGGAAUCUUGCAAUACUCUUCAGGUGUCAUGCAAGUUACUAACAAUUUCUUUGAGAAUGGGGUCACUUUUUUCACGAAUCUCAUUUACACGGCUAUUCGAUACGGUGUUGCGAACGGUGAUGUCGUCUCGUAUGAAGAUGAGGACGGAUAUGAUAAGUUCUGGUCAGAGUCCCACGUCUCUGAAGACUUCGACAUGUCACUUCGCUUGCAGAUUUCUGGUUAUAUUAUUCGCUUAGCAGCAUAUACUGGGGAUGGCUUCAAAGAGGGUGUCUCGCUCACGGUAUAUGAUGAAAUAGCCCGAUGGGAGAAAUAUGCUUUUGGGUGUAAUGAGCUUCUGUUUCACCCCUUUAGAUUAUGGGUAACUCGUGGGCCAUUUACGCCUCUAUUCCGGAAAUUAUUGACUUCGAACAUCCCUCUGACGUCUAAAAUCACUAUCAUGUCGUACAUCGGAACCUACUACGCUAUUGGUGCGGCUUGGAUCCUCACUUUGUUCAACUACUUCCUAAUUGGCUGGUUCAACGGAAACCUAGAUCAUUACCUCCUUGAUUCUUUCAGGGUCUACUUCUCCCUGAUCCUCGUCUUUAGUGGGCUGGGAAACGUCGCAUUGGCAGUUCUUCGAUAUAGGCUUUCAGAGAAAAUUUUGCUAGGAGCUUUGUGGGAAAACUUCAAAUGGGUGCCCCUCCUUAGCGUUUUCCUAGGUGGUAUUUCUCUCCAUUUAUCGCAAGCGCUCCUGUCCCACUUCUUUGAAAUCGAGAUGAGCUGGGAAGCGACGGCCAAAGAGGCGGAAAACACAUCAUUCUUCGAAGAAGUGCCGCGGCUACUUAAGCGCUUUAAGUUCACGUUUAUAUUUUCCAUCGCCUGUUCCGCGCUCAUGAUCGCUGGGAAGUUCGCCUUCCCGUGGAAUUGGGAGAUUGGGACUUUUCAGGCUAUUUACCCCUUGGCUGCGAUUGUGGUUUCGCAUUUUGUUGUGCCGAUUGCACUUAAUCCAGAAUUUGAUGAUGUUUACGUGCUGGAAAUUAGUAAUAGAUUUUUAGAUCCUUUUACCACGCAUAAGCGUCCUCUCAACUCUGAGUGGGUAUGA